Molecule: messenger RNA, 2993 nt
Organism: Nasonia vitripennis (jewel wasp)
Lineage: Eukaryota; Metazoa; Arthropoda; Insecta; Hymenoptera; Pteromalidae
Product: DNA repair protein XRCC4
Exons: 3
Coding region: 270-1205 (311 amino acids)
Biological process (GO): response to X-ray; double-strand break repair via nonhomologous end joining; positive regulation of ligase activity
Cellular component (GO): DNA ligase IV complex; DNA-dependent protein kinase-DNA ligase 4 complex; nucleus
Molecular function (GO): DNA binding
Source: RefSeq, a predicted model, not a curated record
UCGAGAAUACAGAGGUCGCUAUGUUAUGUUUAUAUUUUUUUCUUAACAUAUAAGCUUGUCAUUAUUGUCUAGUUUUAUCAUCAGAUAAGAGAACCUGUCAUAACAUGAAUCAGUAAAAUGUCAAAUUUGGAAAUUGGACCGGUUCUCAUUUGCACUGAAGUAAAAAAUUUAAUAAGCGUAGUAGUUUUUUAAAAGACUAGAAGACUUUGACAUUUACGUAUUAUUUAUGUAUAAGUUGACUGUUGUAUUGAUUCUAUAAUAGCAAAAACAUGUCGAAAAUAACUACAAUUAGAGCUGUGAAUAAAUCGGUUGACAGUGGAAAAGAAGAGCUUGUAAUUUCUACAGAGUGGAGUGACGAUAAAGUGAAGAUUAUAAUUCUUAGAGACUCAAAUACGCCAUUGGUUGGUGAGGCCCAAUUUGAUGAUUUCAUGAAAUAUGCUAAAUCGUUUGACAAACCUUUAGAACAAUACAUAGAUGAGUUAAAGAAUUAUCUGUCCCACAAAAAUGUUGAUGUAGAAUUCUAUCUAAAAGAUGAGAAAUUUUUCUGGAAAAAGAAGAAAUGGGCUCUUGGCCAAAUCACUGUGAAAGCAGUCACAGAUGCAGGAGUAAUUGCAGCAUAUACAAUGCGCCUAGGAGAGGACUAUGCUAGUAGCAAGGUUAAUGAAUCAAGGCUUGAAAAAGAUAAUGAGGAUUUGAGGAAUGCAAAUUCAGAACUUAUUGAUCAAUUGAAUGUAAUGGUAACUCUAAAGAACAAGGUUGAAACAGCAUUAUAUAAAAAAUGUACUUUGCUAAUAAAUACAAAGAAAGAAAAAAUUCGACAAUUAAAAAGUAAAGUAAAGGUGAUGAAUUCGAACAAUAGAGUAUAUGAUGCUCCUACUGAUGAAAGUGAGGAUGAGUUGGAACCAUGUACAGAUUCCAAAAGUGACUCAAUAAAUCGCCCUUAUAAACGAUUGCUUGAUGAAAAUAUUGAUACUAAGGAAGAGAAGAGAAUAAAGACUAAAUCAAAUGUUGAGUACGAGAAAUCAAAAAACAAGAUUGACAAAAUUGCAUCCACUAGCAAAGAAGAAACAUCCCUUCAUGAGGAUGAAGAGACGCCGGAUUUCAUUUCAGAUGAAAGUCUAUGUGAAAUGGAGUUAAAACUUGAGGAUGAGAGAGUUGAAGAAGCUGUAAUAAAUCAGGAACAAUCGUCAGAAGAAAUGUUUUGAAAACUUUUCUUUGGAAUUAGUUAUUAUAAGAACAGUAUAUGAAAACGUUUUAUAAUCCAAUUUUAAUUUAUUUGUUUAUUACGUAGAUGACGUGAGUUUAUUUAUUAUUUGACAAAUAGCUUUAAAUUUUAUAUAAUUUUGAUACUAACAAAGAGUAUCAAUAAAUAAUUUUUCUUAACCAUGGCAAAAAAUAUUGGCUUUUAUUUUUGAUGUAUGGAUUGAGAAAUUUAGAUAUAUAUUUAAAAUCAAUCAAAUCGCAUUUCAAAUUAACAUAUAUAAAAAACACAUUACUAUUGUAUAAAUAGAAAAUCUAUACAUACAUAAAAUAUUUUUAUCUUACACUGAAUAUGUCUACUAUUAUUUACAAUUCAAACAAUUUAUUAUUUAUUAUCGUUUACUGCGUUAGAUUUUCUGUGGUAGGGUAUGAUUCUUCUUUAGACACUUCUUUAGAAUUUUUUACUCUUUUCAGAGCCAAUCUCUUUGAAUAGCCUAAACAGAAUAAUAGGUACCAAUUCAAUAAUAAUUUUAUAACAUUAAAUAGGAAAAAUUUCACAGUUUGAAAGUUGUAACUUACGGAUUGACGAAGUUUGAGAAACCUGAGUAAUGUUUUCUAGUGAAUCUAAUCGAUUUUCAAUACGUUGUAAUAGUUUGAAAUUCUCAAAGUGAUUAUCCCUAUGAGAACAAUAGCUGUAAAAAAGACUAAAAAUGCAUAUCGCGAUAGCUGCCUUUCUGACAAGCCAAAUAGAGUAUACUAAAUUAACUUUAUCCUCAUUAAUAUGAUCUGGAAUGUUAUUGUAAUAUUGAACUAACAUUCUUUCUAUAAUUACAUUUAGACUUUGAGUCGUAAAUAAAAUUAUCCUAGAAUUUGCAGUUUUCUUAGAAGCACUAAAUAAUGCAGACAAUAUACAUGCAACUGUAUAAUAAAUUAUUGAUUGGAACCAUGAUACUUCACUAAUAAUCCAAUUCUGAAAUGUCCUUAAAUAAGCAAAUAUCUGAAAAAGUAAUUCCUUUUGAUCUUUAACAGAUUCUCUGUAAUCAAGACAAAGUAUUCAAUUAAUGAUUUAUCAGUUAACUUUUAGGUAAUCUAUACAUACUGUAUAUUUAAAAUAGCAUACUUGAAACUAUGAACCAUAUUUGUUACAGAUUCAUAUGAACUCUGUAUAACAUUUUCUAAUUCUUUUCCAUGAUCUAAAAGUUGAUUUUGAAUUUUCAGUCCUUCUUUUUGACUCUCUAACAUUGCACCUUGUACAUGUGAUGCUUCUAAGAGUUGUUCUUUCAUAAGCGAUGAUGCUUCGUAUAGACUAAAAAUAAAUAAUAGUUUAGUUUUUGAAAUGUUAAUCAUAAAAAAUAGUAUUUUACACUGACUGCUUUAUUGUAUCGUGAGUUUCUGCCUGCCAAAUUUCAUGAUUCAAAAAGAAACACAUAUGCGAUGCAUAAAUAUAAAAUUCAUUAUACACUCCAAAAGCUCUAUCCGACAUUUGAUUGAUACAUUGUCUAUAACAACAUAAGAUUAUUGUAUUAUUGUUAUUUUUUAAUUAUUGUAUUAUCUUUGACAUAAUAUGAAUUCAUCAUAUACCUUCGAUCUCUUUCAUUAUCUCUUGAAUGACAAGAAUAAGUCAUGUGACCAGAAUCUUCUAAAAAACAAUUUGCUAAGUAUAGAGCUAAGAUUGAGUGCUCAUUGUCAUUGAGUUUAUCACAACUGCUUUUCACUUCUUUAAGAGCAUUGUGCCAGCAUGCUCCAUGAUAAGGUAAAGUUGAUUUUUCUAAUAAAAAGAAAGAGUAUAAUUA